This is a messenger RNA of Podospora pseudopauciseta, 2046 nucleotides long. RefSeq lists its product as uncharacterized. The record is from RefSeq and is a predicted model, not a curated record. NCBI's taxonomy places the organism in Eukaryota, Fungi, Ascomycota, Sordariomycetes, Sordariales, Podosporaceae. The transcript has a single exon. Bases 1 to 2046 code for a protein of 681 amino acids.
AUGGCCAACACCAAAGAUCGGCCGGGGCCAAAGUUCGCACCCAAGUUGAUAGAGACCACCUUUGAACGCUAUCGAAAGUCCAUACCGCCCAACGAGCUGACCCCGAGUCCAUCCCCGAGGUCGCCAUCACCACCUCCGCGGGAGCGACGCAAGUUUGCGCCGCAACUGGUAGAGUCCUCGGUCCGAAGAUCUAGGCGAGUCGGAGACGAAGGCCCAGCCACGCGUCCGACAGACAGGACAGAUAUCACACCCUACACAAAUCACAUUUACGCCCCCAAGCCCCGAAGGAAACGAAGCCAUGGAUCCAUCCCAGCAAGCCCCGAGAGACAGAGGGCUCAUGCCCGGCGCGAAUCGUGUGAUGAUGAGAUUGCCGGCCCCUUGUUUGAUCUCGUGGCCCGCGAUGCUCAAAGGAAGCUCCAGGACAUUGCCAUGAGCGCGUUCCCCAACAGCGGCCAGCGCAUAGGCGGUGCCGAACAUUUCUAUGUCAGGGAGGGGUCAGAAGACGACGGGCCCCGCGGGAGGCCUUUGACGAGGGGCCCAUGGAAUCCCAUGCACUCGAGACGCAACUCGUCCGAGGAGGACAUUAGCUGGGCCUUCAAGGAGAUGCAAGAGCAUGCGCAAAUGGUGAAUGCCCACAGGCAGCGUGACAUGAGUCGGAUAGACACGUUGGACCUGGACAAGAUGAGCAUUGAUGUCCCUAGCGAUGCCAUAGAUUUGACGAGCAGACAGAGGUCGUCCAUAGCCAACUCUCCCCUGUGGAGGCCACGGCCGUCAUCAGGCUCGCUGGUGGCCAUUGGAGAGACUCAUAUGCCCUUGCUCCGUGCUGAGUCGCCUCUGCCGCCCACUGGAGAGAGUCGCAUGCCCAACAUGGAGCCAGACUCUCCCCCGGUCCGACCCAUCGGCGAGAGCUUUAUGCCGUACAUACCCUCGGCGCCUGCUGGCAAGGCUGGCGACAUGCCUUAUGUCCCGGCCUCGCAUAUACCUCCGGAAACAUCUUUUGGGCACCAUGCACCUUUCAACCCCUACGGCCAGGAAAGAGACAUGUCCCUGGAGAGGGCGAGGGCCGCCCAUCGGUUGCGACUGAAAAAAUCACCUCCCAUGCUCGGCCAGGAUCUAACGUUUAGAAAGUGCCCGUCCCCGAAGCAGACCAAGCUGGAGCCGGAUCAUUUGUGGGAUCUGGAGACGGGAACGACGCUGGAGGACCAGCACCGUGACCCGACAGAACAGCAUGGCCUCUGGCGCGGUUACUGCUACACGAGCAACCAAAACGAAAAGAUUGCUCAUGUGGACAGGCCGCUGAUGAUCACGACGCCCAUGCCCGACGCAAGCAACACAGAUCCAUUUGACCGAGCUUUUGGAACUGCUCCGGUCGAACUAAGCGAGGAGCCGACGCCGGUUGGUUCGAGGGCCGAAAGUCUGCAUAUCCCAGGAGGAGGCUCUAUUCAGCUCCAAAAGAAACCACAUUCGGCGAAUGGGAGUCUGGUCAUUCCCGAGCACCGAACCAAGAACAACGCACCCAAGGGCCUUCACAUGCUCCACAACCUGCAUAACCUGGACGAGAAACUGAAGCAAGAGAAGGCUGUGGCUGACCUCGAGGAGAAGAUUGCCGCCGAGUUUGAUGACAAGUUUGUAACGCAGGUGUACAAUUAUUUGUCUCUUGGAUACCCGGCCACGGCUAGGCUCUACGAUGAGGAGCUGAGCAAGAUCAGCCGGAUUCCCGUGGAGGAACUGGAAAGGGACGACGACGCCAUCAUGGAGGAUCUAUGGGGCGCAGAAGUCCACAGCAAUUCUCAAUCCUCUGGCUCGCAGUCCCAGAACAGUGAGGACUCUGGCCCGAGAAGGGCGGACGGGAAGAGGAUCAAGGCCACCGGACAUAUCAUGCUCGAUAGCGAAGAGCAGGACAAUGUCAAGGAGGAGGACAGGUGUCCAAGAUGGAAGGCGCUGAAGCUCUACAUCUAUGAGUGGGCCCGGCAACAUCCGGACCUGAACGCCAUCAGCCCCUUGGCCUGGGGUGUGCGCGAGCGGAGGGGAAGCUGGGGGAUUUGA